Dibothriocephalus latus is the source of this 429-nucleotide messenger RNA. NCBI's taxonomy places the organism in Eukaryota, Metazoa, Platyhelminthes, Cestoda, Diphyllobothriidea, Diphyllobothriidae. The record is from the annotation of a GenBank genome assembly.
AUGGAGAAUGUGUUCCCUAAGUUCGCAACAUCCCUCUAUAAAGAACUAAGAGCUAUAUUAGACGAUGAAAUAGACGGAGUAUCCUUGGAGUUAAAUGAACAAGAUCUGACUGAUCUCAAGGUGCCUUGUGCUUAUUAUAAUAAGGUCACCUUAACUAAUUUAGGUGUCCGUAUACCCAAUCCGGAGUCUGCCCUUAAUGAAGAGGCAGGCCGUUUACUUCUAGAGGAUUAUGACGAAUACACCCGCCAAGCGAGAAUCUUCACGUCUGUGCACGCACUAGCACCUGCUGCGACACAGAAACUUCCUCCGGGUUCUUGUCCUCAAGAGUCAACGAUACUUCGCGACUCAAACGGACCUCCCGAGAAAUCUACCUCACUGAAAAAGAAGAAAGCUUUGUCUGUCACCAAAAAAACAAUGAAGCGUCUCUGA